AUAGGGGUCAUUUGUUAAACAAUGAGAAAACAGUGGCAUUUGAGCAACCUACCGAAAAUUUUGGGACUAUUUUGCGAUUCCGAAAAAAUGAGAUUUCGUGUUAUAUAAACCCUUCUCUUCCAGCGUUCGUCGCAGCUAGGGUUUCGCUCAUCUCCGCAUUUUGCCAGAAGCUCCGCAGACUCGAGCAACAAUGGUGGCCACCAAGAAAACCAAGAAGACCCACGAGAGCAUCAACAACAGGCUCGCUCUGGUGAUGAAGAGCGGAAAGUACACGCUCGGUUACAAGACCGUGCUCAAAACUCUGCGAAACUCCAAAGGUAAGCUGAUUCUCAUCUCAAACAACUGCCCGCCCUUGAGGAAAUCGGAGAUCGAGUACUAUGCUAUGCUUGCAAAAGUUGGGGUUCACCACUACAAUGGAAAUAAUGUCGACUUGGGGACAGCUUGCGGAAAGUACUUCCGUGUAUCUUGCCUCAGCAUUGUUGAUCCAGGUGACUCGGACAUCAUCAAGUCUUUGCCUGUUGUAGAACGGAAGUUUGGUGUUGGAUUCAAUGUGUUUUGUUUCCGUAGGGCAGUAAGUUGGGAUUUGUGGUUGAGAACGAAGGGCAUUGGUGACUUGUUGGGGAUGAGUAGUGUUUUCAGUGAACAGAUCCUUGGCGAUAAGCUUUCGAAGCUCAACAGCACUCAGCAAUGCAUUGAAACUUUGUCACACUGGUGCAUCUUUCACCGUAGUAAAGCCGAACAAGUUGUUGCCACAUGGGACAAGCAAUUCCAUAUCUUGGAUAUGGCCCAUAAAGUGCCUCUUUUGUACCUUGCAAAUGAUAUUUUGCAAAACAGUAAGCGUAAAGGAAAUGAAUUUGUGACCGAGUUUUGGAAGGUUCUUCCAUUGGCACUUAAGGAGGUCAUUAGCAAAGGGGACGAGCGUGGAAAAAAUGUGGUGUCCAGAUUGGUGGGAAUAUGGGAAGAAAGGAAAGUUUUUGGUUCUCGUGCUCAAAGCCUUAAAGAUGUGAUGCUUGGAGAUGAAUUGCCUCCACCUUUGGAGCUGAGGAAGAAACGUUCUCGUUCGGUCAGAAUAGUAAAAAAGGAUUCUCGAUCCAUAAAAACGAAACUGAGCAUCGGUGGCAUGGCAGAGAAAAUAGUUUCGGCUUUUCACUCAGUGGUCAGUGAUCAUACUAUUGAAGAUGAGCAAAUGAGUAAAUGCAAGUCCGCAGUCCAUCGCGUGAAAAAGAUGGAGAAAGAUGUUGAUGUGGCAUUAACAAAAGUGAAAGAUCCAUCACGUAAAACCCUAUCCAAAGAGUUGGAAGAGGAAGAAAAUCUUCUAAAACAAUGCAUUGAGAAGCUUAAAGAUGUUGAAUCAAAUAGAGUUGCACUCGUGUCUCAGUUGCGAGAUGCUCUUCGUGAGCAGGAAUCCGAAUUGGAGAAUCUUCGGACCCAGAUGCAGGUAGCACAGGCACAAGUAGAAGAAGUUGCUGACAUGCGCACACGUUUGGAUGACGAAGAUCAUACGUUCGACCCAAAGCCACCAACAACUGCAUCAGUAAACGGCAAAACCGAUCACCAAACGUCCAAAAAAUCGGCUGCCGCAAUUGCCGCCGAAGUUGCCGACAAACUCACUGCUUCCACCUCAUCCCAAUACAUAAUGACGUCCGUCCUCUCCACUUUCGCUGCCGAGGAGGCCCAAAAUGCCGGGUUCACCACAUCAAAGCCCGAAAACCACCAUGGGCCUGUAAUGGGCCCUGGAGUCUUCACCAACCCCCCACAGAAUAACAACAACCCAUACCAAUCGGUCAUGGUGGGCCCACCACCAUCGGCCCAAAUCUCCGGAUCGCAGGCCCACUACCAUUCUAUUCCCAAUCCUUCUUCUUCUCUGCAGUAUGUGCAGCAGCCAUCUGGCAGCAUGACGGGCCCGUACGAGUACAAUGGGCUUGGGCCCUUGCCACCUCAUCCGGGCCCUCCUUCUUACAUGGUCAGCCCGAUGGUGUCUCUGGUGCAGCAGCCACAGCCCGCGAUGACUCAGCAGCAGAUGAUGCCCAUGGGCCACCAACCGCCGGGGCCCACUAGUUUUAGGCCUCUAACACCGAAUAUUCAAGCGCCUGGGAAUGGAAUAGUGUAUUAUACACAACCUUAUGGGUCACAGUAGCAGAAAAAGUCUUAAAGUCAAUUGAUCUGUGGUAAUUUCUUGUAAGCAGACGUUUUCUUGUGAGCAUGAAUUUUGUUUUGGCAUGACUUAGUAGACGAGAUCAAUGUUUUAGUGGCUACUGGACUAGUCAAAACAGUUGUGUGUGCUUUUUCUGGAGCAUCGUAUUUAUAAUUUAUUAGGGAAUGAUUAUUUUUUUUAGAAGAAACUAUGUAUUUUAAGGGUAGAACAGUGAACUGUUUUUGUUUGUUGCUAUGGAUACCGUACUGUUUUUGUUUGUUGCUAUGGAUACCGU
Messenger RNA from Striga asiatica, 2429 nucleotides. The record is from the annotation of a GenBank genome assembly. Lineage: Eukaryota; Viridiplantae; Streptophyta; Magnoliopsida; Lamiales; Orobanchaceae.